Trichomonas vaginalis G3 is the source of this 2259-nucleotide messenger RNA. Its product is annotated as ribonuclease H protein family. Lineage: Eukaryota; Parabasalia; Trichomonadida; Trichomonadidae. The coding region runs from base 1 to 2259 and encodes 752 amino acids. The record is from RefSeq and is a predicted model, not a curated record. The transcript has a single exon.
AUGCUUGUAUCCUUUCUAAUUUAUUUGUCACGUAGCAAAGAGAUAACAAUAGUCAGUGAAACAGGUCUAAACUUUAAUCAAGUUUAUAACGCAACAGCUGGAUUUUAUGUUUACUAUCCAAAUUCUGGAAAUUGUUGGGAUCGUGGCAUUUGCGUUAUAAAAAAUGUCUACGGAGGAACAAUCCCAUACAGGUGGUCUGGAACAUUCAAGACCGACUUUGAUAUUCUUUAUAAUGGUGAAUGGACAACAUACCGAAGAACAGGCUGGUGGCCAGUUUUUGAAGUCGAUAACAAUGGAGUUCAAAUUCCAAUCCAAGGUGUCUUCGGUGGUGUAGCAAAGUCUUCUGGUGUUCAAGUACGAACAAAAGUUUCAAAACCGUUUGAAGAUCUUGGACGUGCAUCCAAUUUCUUACUAAUCGAAUUCAUGGCAAAAUGCAUUGAUGGAUAUCCACAUAAGAUUUCAAUUGCCACUUAUGCAGAUAUUAUGAUUAGAGCUUCAGAUAAUGCCGAUAUUGUAUGGUAUGGGGAACCAGGACAGAAAAGAGGUUUCACUAUGUAUGAUAUAAUGAAUACAGGACGUAUUUUCACAGUUAUUACAAGACAAGCAUAUGGAGUUAAUGAUGUCGACAAUUUAUGGUUUGGCAAUUGGGAUUGGCGAGGAAAUCUUCAUUAUUGGGAAGAUAGAAGACCAAAUGAAGGAAACUUCACAAAUCAUAUAGAUUCUGCUUUUUCACUUGGUUGGAAGAAUCGCGAUCUCUAUCCUGAUAAUGGAGAAGUUUCCUUUGGUGUUCUUCUUGGAUUAGGAAAGGGAAUUGUAAAACCCCCAAGAGUUGAAGUUGAUGAAACAAACUUUAAACAUCUUUAUAAACCCAAAGAAAAAAUCAGUAUCGAUAUCAAAGUUUACGAUGAAGAUAGACUUUAUAACAGUACUCUUUAUUACAAUUUCAAUGGAAAGAAUAAUAAUUUUACAAAUGUAACCUAUGGGAAAACGUACACAAUAAAUAAUAUCACACUCGGAACUACUGGAAGAUAUUCAUUUUAUUGCUAUGCAAAAGACACUGCAGAUUUAGUUUCCAAUAAUUACACGAGAGACUUUUUGGUAGAUGAAGCUCCAAUUUUGACAAUUCUUAAUGGUCUUGCAGAAAAAUAUACCGAUUCUGCUUCUUUCAUCGUUCAAGGAAAGGUUUGGGAUGACACAUGGGCAGAACUUAAAUUCAGAGUUGAUAAUAGCUUCUACUUCAGAAUUGAUAAUGGAUCACGAUUAAAUUGCUAUAGAUCAGAAAAACCAUUUUUGAAAGAAUUUAGUCUUCGCACCGAAGGAGUUCCAUAUGGAUGGCAUAGACUUUACAUCUGGGCAGAAGAUGAAUAUGGAAUUAAAUCUAAUGAAUAUGAACAUCGAUUCGAAUAUGUCAAGAUGAACCCUCCAAGUUUGGAAAUCGUUCCAAAUAAUUAUCCAACGGAAUACUACUAUGAUCGAGAAAUCGAAAUUGAGUUAGCAUAUUAUGAUAAAGAUGUUGGGGAUACUUAUACAAUUUUCUACAGACCACCAACACUUGGCGAUUUGGAAUCUGAUAUUCAAUUGUAUUCCAAUGUUUCUGAUGGCCAGCGGAGAAAAAUGAAUUUCACAUACAAGGUUCCAAGGUUAUCAGAAGGUUCACACUUUAUCAAAUUCAUCAUCAAAGAUGACAAAGGUCUUUCAUCACCUUAUAAAACGUUUAAUUUCACAAUGAAGUAUUAUCCUAUUGCUACUGCUACAAUACCAGAACCAUGGAAUCCACAAACAGUUGAUCCAAGCUACACAGGAGCCCAAACACAUUCUGAGACUUUCUUUCAUUCAUGCACUAUUGUUUUAGACAGCAAUGGAAAUGAUGCUUACUCAUGCACAAUAACAACGACAUAUAUCUUUGUUGAAACUAAUGCAAAGACACCAACACCAUCAGCAUCAACAAUUGAUAAUGGUGCUUUCAUAGAGUCAGGAGGAGGAAAAAGUAAUAAUAAAAAGAAGAAUAUUUAUCUCAUCAUUGGCGUUGCUGCUGGAAUUGUUGCGUUGGCUGCAAUCAUCGCAGGUAUUAUUAUUGCAAAGGAGGCUGCAAAGCAUGCUGCAGAGUUUGAAUUUGAUCCAGAGAAGGGCGAGUUCAUUGAAGAUCCUGGAGUUAGCCAAGAAAAUGAUAACCCAAUAUAUGAUGAAAACGCUAAUGAUGAUCCAUUCAAGAACGAUUUCGAUGAACAGCCAGAAGAAGCAAGUAAUUUAAUGGAGUAA